This is a messenger RNA of Coffea eugenioides, 893 nucleotides long. RefSeq names its product transcription factor MYB59. Gene Ontology annotation, cellular component: nucleus. Gene Ontology annotation, biological process: regulation of DNA-templated transcription. The record is from RefSeq and is a predicted model, not a curated record. The transcript is spliced from 3 exons. The coding region runs from base 1 to 765 and encodes 254 amino acids. NCBI's taxonomy places the organism in Eukaryota, Viridiplantae, Streptophyta, Magnoliopsida, Gentianales, Rubiaceae. Gene Ontology annotation, molecular function: sequence-specific DNA binding; DNA-binding transcription factor activity.
AUGGUUGUUGGAAUGAUGGGUUGGAACGUACAUGAGCAAGGGUGGUGGAGAAAAGGACCUUGGACACCUGAGGAAGAUAAGCUGCUAAAAGAAUAUGUCAGCUUGCAUGGCGAAGGAAGAUGGAGUUCUGUGGCUAAGUCUGCAGGACUACGUAGGACUGGGAAGAGCUGCAGACUAAGGUGGGUGAAUUAUUUAAGACCAGGACUUAAACGAGGGCAUCUAACCCCUCAGGAGGAGGGCAUCAUCAUCGAACUUCAUGCCUUGUGGGGUAACAAAUGGUCAACCAUAGCUCGAUACCUGCCAGGAAGAACGGACAAUGAAAUAAAGAACUAUUGGAGGACCCAUUUCAAGAAAAAGGGAAAGCCUUCUGAAAAGAAAGAUAGGAGAAGAUUACUUAAACAGAAGAUGGAACAAGAUGAAACUGGCACCGGAGCUAAGGCGUCGCCCCUGUCAGAGGUAACAAGCGAACGGACUCUCUCUCCGGAGCUACAAGCCCAGCAAGAAUUUUCAACGCUACCGCUACAUCCAGUAAUGGAAAAUCCACAAUUGCCUGUGCUGUAUCAAGAAGCGGAUUCAUGGUCGGACACCAAUAUUCUCAUGGAUGGUUUAUCGGGGUGGCUAUGGAAUUUUGAUGAUCAAAAUGGUAAAGGGGUACAAGCUAAUAAUGAUUGCAGCAAAAUGACCAACAAAAAUCAAGCCUCUUUUGCUCCUUGUUCCUUUGGAUUUGAUAAUGUCGACGUGCAAAAUGGAGGAUACAUUUAUUAGCUAGCCAGAGAAAUCUAAUAUCUAGUUGUCGUGUUGGGCUUUGCUAAGUUAGAACUUGCUUUGUCUUCUAGGGUUAUAUAUAACUAGAACGAGACUAGAGUAUUGGUUGAUUAACCAAAAUAACUUUG